AUCUUUGGUCCGUCCUUGAUCAUAAACUCAUCCUUGAUCAUUAACUAAUAUACUAGAAGCUUUUCUUUCAGCAUAUUGCACACUUACUUGAAGGCACUACCGAAGAAACAGUAAACAAACAAGUUGUUAAUGCAUUACACACGUCUAAACCACUUUCUUUUCUUACACUUACUUCCCACCCUCACUUUCUCCCACUGCUGGCUGCUGUUAUUGCAGAGAGAGCUGGAUCACUUAAAAUAAAAGCCUUCCAGAUCCAUUUUUCCCCUUCCUCUUUCCAUCUCUUUCUUUUCUGCCUUCUUGUCUGCCCCACUUCCCACAAGUUGCCAGGAAACCCUUUCUUAAUCAGGAGAGCAAUUUUUUUGGUGUUGUGAGGAAAGUACUUCUGCUUUCAAAGGUGGAUGCACCUCAUUUGUACAACCUAGUGGUCCCACCUUGUAUCUGCAUUGUAUAUGAUUACAUCAUUGACAUUAGACUAAUUCUGCCAGUUUACCAGAAGGUGUAAAAGGCAGUCCUUGAUGUCCUCAUACUGCCUUCUCUGUUCACUGUUACAGGCUAUGAGAAUGAGGAAGCAAUUGUCUGUUUGCAGAACAGACCCUCUGUCCGUUUGCAGAAUGGACAGAACUUUUAGCAGAAGUUUCUUCUGUUUAACCACUUCGUUAGAGUACAAUAUUCAAGAUCAGCACUUCAUCCCUAGAAGUUUAUUGCUAGGCAUAUAUGUUUUCUUUCUCUUCUUAUUUUUUCCUUUUUUUUUUUCUUUUUAGAUACCCUUUUUCUCUAGAUGAUAAACUCCAUAAUUAAAAAUCUGUGACUUCUGUUUCUGGGAUCUAGUUUACAUACACCAGGAAAGGCAGCAAAUGAGUCAAAUGUAAUGCCUUAUAUUUGCAAAACUGUACUGUGACCCUUUUAGGUAUAGGUGGCCUUGAAGUUGAUCUUUCUACCAGCUAUGAAAAUGCAUCUCUUCAUUCUGUAUUACUGUAACAAUUGCCAGGUCCUUGUUGGAAGAAAAAGAUGAACAAGAACAGCCUAUUAGAUUCAAUAGUAUGUGGUAGCUGGCAGGAACAGUGAAGCAGUUGCUUGCGAAAUGUUAAAAAACAAAACAGAAGACUUGAAGUCUUAUUUCCAGAGCCUUAGCUCUGUAUCUGUCCUAUUAGUGUCUUACAGGAAUUGUUCUGUUAUGUAAAAGGAAGUAUUUUGUGAAAGAAAUCUCAAUAAGCAGAAGAAAAAUAAAACCUUUAAGACGUAGGAAAAUACAUUAAAUUCCAUAAUGUGGAUUGUCCACAGUGUACGUUUAAAGAAAUGUAGUGCCUGCACGCUGGGUCAAGUUAUAAACCUGGGACUGCUAAUACGGCAAUAAUAAGUUUCCAAUAACACUCUCCAGGAAUCAGCAAUAAUCGGUUUGAAAAUAGAUAACAACCAUAAGUGUUCUGUACAGAGCUAUCAACGUGGGAAUAGUGUGGAUUUUUUUGUUUUUUGUUUUUUUUUUUGCCACCAAAUAGAAUGUAACAUUCUUACUCUGUGUUAGGAAAGGCGUUUGAUCAGGAUGCUUGAGAAUGCUUUCAUAACAUGAGAUUAACUGUUAACUUAGAAUUUAUCUAUCUUCAUGAUACCUAGGGAGAAAGGAGUGGGGAAGUGUAUGGGAUGCAGAGGUACUGAUCCUGAAUCAGAAUGAUUUUUUUUCCCUCUACCAGAAGAGAGUUUAGCGAUCUUUAAAAAAUAUAUGUUGUACACUGAGUCCCUCAAGACUUAAAGUAAAAAAUUUAAGUUAGACUUGGAAUUGCAGUAUAUGGGUGCUAGAUUUAAUGACUGCUACAAUAUGCUUGUAUGCCCAGUGUGUAAGCUUGAACUCGUGAAAGAGUCCUGAAAAUAUAAUCAAAGGUUUCAGGUGUAUUUGAAUGAUUCUGGAUUUUAAUUUCCAUUUCAGGUCAUCACUGUAGUGACUUUUAGAUUCAAAUUCUCCAUUCCAUCUCAUUUGGUGGGGCUUUUUUGGUCACUUGUCUUUAUACAGAUUUUCACAGGGUUCACAGCAUUUGUUCUCACCCAUUCUAAAAUUCUGCUACCUAGUGAAGGACUCUUUUUUUUUUUUUUUUUUUCUUUUUUUUUUGUGCUUCCUAUUUGAACUUUUUUCUUAAUGUUCCAUAUUCCACUUUAUUGUCAAGAAGCUUUUUGAUGUCCAUUACAUUAAUCAAAAACAUCAUCCUAGUGUUGAGAAAUUACUGUUGUCUAACUGAAGUAAGCUGAGAGAAAAUGACUGCAAUCAAGCAUGCUUUACAAAGGGAUAUUUUCACUCCCAAUGAUGAACGCCUGUUGAGCAUUGUGAAUGUAUGCAAAGCAGGCAAAAAGAAGAGAAACUGCUUUUUGUGUGCCACAGUGACAACGGAACGUCCAGUGCAAGUAAAUGUGGUAAAGGUGAAAAAAUCUGACAAGGGAGAUUUCUACAAAAGACAGACUGCAUGGGCGCUUCGAGAUCUUGCUGUUGUUGAUGCCAAAGAUGCCGUUAAAGAGAAUCCUGAAUUCGAUUUACAUUUUGACAAAGUGUACAAAUGGGUUGCAAGCAGCACAGUGGAAAAGAACACUUUCAUUUCAUGUAUCUGGAAACUCAAUCAGAGAUAUCUUAGAAAGAAAAUUGAUUUUAUUAAUGUUAGUUCACAGCUUUUGGAAGAAUCAGUUCCAAGUGGAGAGAAUCAAAGUGUAGCAGGAGGUGAUGAAGAGGCUGUGGAUGAGUACCAGGAAUUAAAUGCAAGAGAAGAACAGGAUAUUGAAAUAAUGAUGGAAGGGUGCGAAUAUGCCAUAUCUAAUGCUGAAGCCUUUGCAGAAAAGCUGUCUAGAGAGCUACAAGUGCUAGAUGGGGCAAAUAUCCAGUCAAUCAUGGCCUCUGAGAAACAGGUGAAUAUCUUGAUGAAGUUGCUGGAUGAAGCUCUAAAGGAAGUUGAUCAGAUUGAGAUGAAGUUGAGCAGUUACGAAGAAAUGCUUCAGAGUGUAAAAGAACAAAUGGAUCAGAUUUCAGAAAGCAACCACCUAAUCCAUCUCAGCAACACAAACAAUGUGAAACUACUGUCCGAGAUAGAGUUCUUAGUGAAUCAUAUGGACUUGGCUAAAGGUCAUAUAAAGGCCCUUCAGGAGGGAGAUCUGACAUCUUCUCGAGGCAUUGAGGCCUGCACUAAUGCAGCAGAUGCCCUUCUGCAGUGUAUGAAUGUAGCUCUUCGUCCAGGACAUGAUAUGCUUCAUGCAGUCAAAGAGCAACAACAGCGAUUUAGUGACUUGCGUGAACAAUUUGCACGGAGGCUUGCCAGUCAUUUGAACAGCGUAUUUGUUCAACAGUUUACUCAGACCCUACUUCAACUCUAUAACAGGUCCUACUAUCUUUCAGUUCCAGGUCACGAUCAGAGUUCCACACUUGCCCAGCACUCUGUUGAAUUGACAUUACCCAAUCAUCAUCCAUUUCACAGAGAUUUACUUCGUUAUGCUAAACUGAUGGAGUGGCUCAAGAACACAGACUAUGGAAAAUAUGAAGGCCUAACAAAGAAUUAUAUGGAUUAUUUAUCACGACUAUAUGAAAGAGAAAUAAAAGAUUUCUUUGAAGUUGCCAAGAUCAAGAUGACAGGCACAACCAAAGAAGGAAAAAAAUUUGCUACACUGCCUCGAAAAGAAAGUGCUGUCAAACAGGAAACUGAGAGUCUCCAUGGAAGUUCUGGAAAACUGACUGGGUCUACUUCUAGCCUAAAUAAACUCUCUGUUCAGAGUUCAGGAAACCGUAGAUCUCAGUCAUCCUCACUGUUGGAUAUGGGAAACAUGUCUGCCUCUGAUCUUGAUGUGGCUGAUAGAACAAAAUUUGAUAAGAUUUUUGAACAAGUAUUAAGUGAGCUAGAGCCUCUGUGUCUGGCAGAACAGGACUUCAUUAGUAAAUUUUUCAAACUGCAGCAACAUCAGAGCAUCCCUGGAACAACAACGAAUGAAGCAGAGGAAAUGGAUGGAGGAAUUUUAUCUCGUUCAUAUACUUCUGGUGGUCCUCAAACUAUAUCAUCUGAGAAGGACAUGAUCCGACAAAUGAUGACAAAAAUAUUUCGCUGUAUUGAACCUGAGCUGAAUAAUCUUAUUGCACUGGGGGACAAGAUUGAUAGCUUUAAUUCCCUUUAUAUGCUAGUUAAGAUGAGCCAUCAUGUAUGGACAGCACAAAACGUGGACCCAGCUUCCUUUCUCAGCACAACACUUGGAAAUGUUUUGGUGACUGUCAAAAGAAACUUUGAUAAAUGCAUUAGUAACCAAAUGAAACAGAUGGAUGAAGUAAAAAUUUCAAAGAAGAGUAAAGUUGGGAUCCUUCCGUUUGUUGCUGAGUUUGAAGAGUUUGCAGGCCUUGCUGAAUCAAUUUUCAAAAACGCAGAGCGCCGAGGAGAUCUAGAUAAAGCCUAUAUAAAACUUAUUAGAGCUGUUUUCGUCAGCGUUGAGAAAGUGGCAAAUGAAAGCCAAAAAACACCAAGGGAUGUGGUCAUGAUGGAGAACUUCCAUCAUAUUUUUGCAACACUUUCUCGCUUGAAAAUUUCUUGUCUUGAGUCUGAGAAAAAAGAAGCCAAGCAGAAAUACACUGAUCAUCUUCAGUCUUAUGUAAUCUACUCGCUUGGACAGCCUCUUGAGAAAUUAAAUCAUUUUUUUGAAGGUGUUGAAGCUCGUGUGGCUCAAGGUAUACGUGAAGAAGAAGUAAGUUAUCAGCUGGCUUUCAAUAAACAAGAGCUUCGUAAAGUUAUAAAGGAAUAUCCUGGUAAGGAAGUGAAGAAGGGAUUGGAUAAUCUCUACAAGAAGGUAGACAAACAUCUCUGUGAAGAAGAAAACUUACUUCAGGUUGUAUGGCAUUCUAUGCAAGAUGAGUUUAUACGUCAGUACAAGCACUUUGAAGGGCUGAUAGCUCGCUGCUAUCCUGGAUCAGGAAUUACUAUGGAAUUCACUAUACAGGAUAUCUUAGACUACUGCUCCAGCAUUGCACAGUCUCACUAACUUCUGCGAAGGGAAAGAGAAGCUAGCAAAGUUUGUGCCUGUGUGUAAGGGAAUCAAACACUAUAAAUGCAAUUUGUUUUAAAAGGCGGAAAUCUGUGUAUAUGUAUAAUUGUUCUAUGUCAAGCCACACUCUUAUUUUAAAUGUCUUUCAGUGUAAAAUGAAACCUUCAGUAACUGGUUGCUCUUCUACUGGGUUGAAGUACUGUUUGAAAGCAGUUAUUCUGGGAAACACUCUGGGUCUAGUUUUUUCCCUCCCGUAAUGUUCAGAUACUUUUAUUUAUAAUCCCUUUUCUUGCUAAAAGCAACUAGCACUAACUUCCUAGUACAGUAAAAGGAUACUACUCUCUUCACUAAUACUUUGCUGCUUGAAAAUUAUGUAAGCAUUAAAGACUACCAAAUUUUUUUCCUUCCUCAUUGUAAAAAUGUAUGGAUGUGGAAGUUGUGCAGUGGGAAUACUGAAUUCAUGUUCAAAGACAUAAUGUGACCAUGGUUGUAUUUCUUAAUUAAACUGCGUUCAUCAUA
This is a messenger RNA of Dromaius novaehollandiae (emu), 5508 nucleotides long. RefSeq names its product exocyst complex component 1 (gene EXOC1). Bases 2245 to 4986 code for a protein of 913 amino acids. Gene Ontology annotation, molecular function: phosphatidylinositol-4,5-bisphosphate binding. The transcript has 20 exons. Lineage: Eukaryota; Metazoa; Chordata; Aves; Casuariiformes; Dromaiidae. The record is from RefSeq and is a predicted model, not a curated record. Gene Ontology annotation, cellular component: exocyst; plasma membrane. Gene Ontology annotation, biological process: Golgi to plasma membrane transport; exocytosis.